This is a messenger RNA of Sardina pilchardus (European sardine), 1119 nucleotides long. It is a transcript of the gene eef1da, whose product is annotated as eukaryotic translation elongation factor 1 delta a (guanine nucleotide exchange protein). Gene Ontology annotation, molecular function: guanyl-nucleotide exchange factor activity; translation elongation factor activity. The transcript has 9 exons. Gene Ontology annotation, biological process: translational elongation. Gene Ontology annotation, cellular component: cytosol; eukaryotic translation elongation factor 1 complex. The record is from RefSeq and is a predicted model, not a curated record. The coding region runs from base 133 to 1029 and encodes 298 amino acids. NCBI's taxonomy places the organism in Eukaryota, Metazoa, Chordata, Actinopteri, Clupeiformes, Clupeidae.
UGAUCACCCCUUUUCCGCAAAUAAUUCUGGCCGAGUAGCUUUCAUCUGUCUCUUUUGGUCCAGCGAAGUGCUGAAGUGAGGUUGCCCACAGAACACCGGCCGCUAAAAUCGCAAAUCUCAAAAACCGUCGCCAUGAGUGGACUCCAGUGCCUGAUGCAGGACAGUGUCUGGUUCGACAAGCCCAGGUAUGACGAGGCAGAGCGGCGCUUCUACGAGGGCAUGAACGGCAUCACCCACUCGGCACAGCCGCCUCAGGAGAGAGAAGCUAGUGCCAUCCUGCAGGACAUUGCUAAAGCCCGCCAGAAUAUCCAGAAAUCCCUAGCCGGACUGAAGACCGCACUGCAGCCAGGCCGGGGUCAGUCUCGCCCCCAAAAGCAGCAGCAGCGCCGCAAUCGGACCACCUCAUCGAGCAGCACAGGGGGCGGAGACCAGACAGACCUGGUGUCACGCAUGAAGAGUCUGGAGAUGGAGAACCAGAGUUUGCACAAAGCUGUGAACGACCUGAGAUCCAUGAUGUCCAAGAUGGAGUCGCGCCUCACCGUGCUGGAGAAGGCCAAACCUACCGCUUCGCCAUCCUACGCACAAGCCGCCAAGACCGUGGUUGUCCAGGCACCCAAGAAGGUUGAAGUGAAAGAGGAGGAGGAGGACGACGAUGACUUGGACCUGUUCGGCGACGACGACGACGAUGAGGAGGCAGAGCGCCUCAAGGCAGAGAGGGUGAAGGCGUACACUGAAAAGAAGGCCAAGAAGCCCGUGCUCAUCGCCAAGUCCUCCAUCCUGCUCGACGUCAAGCCCUGGGACGACGAGACGGACAUGGCCAAGUUGGAGGAGUGUGUGCGCUCUGUCCAGACAGACGGGCUCCUGUGGGGCGCCUCUAAGCUGGUGCCCGUGGGCUACGGCAUCAAGAAGCUGCAGAUCAACUGCGUGGUGGAGGACGACAAGGUGGGCACAGACUACCUGGAGGAGGAGAUCACCCAGUUCGAGGACUACGUCCAAAGUGUGGAUGUUGCUGCCUUCAACAAGAUCUGAGGCUCCUUGGUCCGGAUUGGUGUGCUGUGCUGGGAUGUUUGCUGCUUUCAGUUUGAACGGUUUCAAAUAAAAACAGUUUUGCGUUAAGAA